AGUCUUUCUAGAAUGUUUCAAAGUGUUCUUGCUCCACCUAGCGGUGAUAGUGAUGCGACCUUGACUACUAAUAUCAAAGGCAAGUGGGUUGUUUUCAGAACCUAACUUUCUUCAGUUUCGUUGAGUAUGUCCAUUAAAAACAAAGGGAAAUAGGCUAACUUACCGAGCAACAGGCAUAUCAUCUAUCCGCACAGCAGGUCAUCUUCACCGGAGGAAUACGGGAAAGAAAUUCAGGUCCACUUGUUAACUAAUAGAGGAGAGAGGACAAUACAUUGUGCUCAACAUGUGGAAGUCGGACUUACCACCCAGUUAUGAAGAGUCGAGGGAUCACCCGCCUGCCUAUGGAUUCACCCAGCCUGGGAUGAAUUAUCCUAGUCCGCAUCCCAGCCAGACAGCACAGUCUCAAACUGGGAUGAGACAGGGGCCUGGCUAUUCCAGGUCUGGUUUUCCUUCCAUCAUUCCCACAUCCAGGUCGUCGCCAGAGUACGGUCAAAACAUGGACUCCGAUUACUCUGCUAUGUGGGACAGCAGGGCAGUUCGUCAUGCAUUUGUGCGAAAAGUGUACCUGAUCUUAGCAGCCCAGCUGAUCUUCACCGUGUCCAUUGUGGCAGUGUUUGUUUUCGUCCAGCCUGUUCGUCUGUUUGUGGUCCAAAACCCGGCCAUGUAUUGGGCAUCAUUCGCUAUUUACUUUGUGACCUACAUGGCUCUGAUAUGCUGUGAACCGGCACGGAGACGACACCCACUGAAUUUGGUCCUCCUCUCUGCUUUUACCAUUGCCAUGUCGUAUAUGACAGGGACAAUAUCAAGCUUUUAUGACACAAAGGCAGUUUUUCUCGCUCUGGGAAUAACAGCCAUCGUGUGUAUAAUUGUCACCAUCUUCAGUUUCCAAACCAAGGUGGAUUUCACAGCUUGCAGCGGGCUCUUCUGUGUACUUGGCAUCGUUGUGAUGGUCACUGGAAUCAUCACAGCAAUCGUGCUCUCAUUCCAAUAUAUACCCUGGCUUCACAUGCUCUACGCAGCCAUUGGAGCCAUCGUCUUCACACUGUUCUUGGCGUACGACACCCAGCUGCUGAUCGGAAACCGAACCCACUCGCUCAGCCCAGAAGAGUAUGUCUACGGAGCGCUGGCACUGUAUGUCGACAUUGUCCAGAUCUUUCUCUUUUUGUUACAACUUCUUGGAUCAUCAGAGUAGGGGCAGUGCUUUGUCUCAAGGAAAUAAAGGGAAUAAAGUGUUUUAAAUUA
Messenger RNA from Engraulis encrasicolus (European anchovy), 1242 nucleotides. Its product is annotated as protein lifeguard 3. Gene Ontology annotation, biological process: negative regulation of apoptotic signaling pathway. The record is from RefSeq and is a predicted model, not a curated record. The transcript is spliced from 13 exons. Gene Ontology annotation, cellular component: Golgi apparatus; endoplasmic reticulum. Bases 284 to 1192 code for a protein of 302 amino acids. Lineage: Eukaryota; Metazoa; Chordata; Actinopteri; Clupeiformes; Engraulidae.